AGUGUACAUGGUUUCCUCCGGAUAAAUGAAAGUCACUAUUCUUUUGGAGCAUUUUUGGCGAUAAUUUUCCGCCUAUUUAACUUCUUUCUAAACACGUGGAUUUUGUAUAUACUAAAAUGGAUUCGGAGGAUGAAGACGCGAUAUUUGACGACGAACACGAGGAUAGUUAUAACGAAUCCGGCUCCGAACAGGGCGAUGAAAGCGACUUCGACAUCGACUGCGACGAACCCUCUACUCCGAAAAGACCUCAUAUAAAUGACGAUUUUCAUUACGAAUGUCUAACCCCUGAAGCUUUAGUCAGUUACAUGAAUGCUAUUAUAGACGAGGUUAAUAACGUUUUCCAGGUAAGCUACUAGGGUUUUUGUGGGAGUACGGCAGACUUACUUAUAUAUCAAUGCAAACAUCAACAAUACAAAACGUUGUCCUGUCUUGUUGGGACUUGCUGAAUCAAACGAAGGGUCGUAUGUUAUUAUCAGAGUGUCUUGGGUAGUUAAAUGCUACCCAUAUUCUAAGAGCUAUGAAUGCCUCCAUUAUUUAAGUUUCUCCAACGCUAAAGAACCUCGUUCGUUGAAAUAUCUCUGGUGAUAAUUUUACUUUCCUCGAAUUUCUUGUCAGCCAGAACGGAGGAAGGAAUAAGAAACUGAUCUUUUGUUUUUAAAAUUUCUUGGUAUUGCUGGUUUUGAAACCUAUUUUUUCCUGUUUUAGGAAGUUAGUCGUAUGUAUUCCUCUAAUUGUAACUAACCAGGUACUAAAAUAUAUGUUGCUUCAUGGGAUGAAAGCAAUUUUAUCAAAAUUAUUUGAUGCAAUCCAUUGUUUCCAUCGACUACCAACUUUUUUUGGCUUGUAUUUCGCGUUGUGUUUAAUUUCUGUUGUUAGAUUUUUGAAGUAUGUGAAGCUUUUAUGGGUUCUUGGAAUUACAAGUGAUUGCUGAUAUUACCUGCUACACAUGUCCCCAUCAUGUGAAAGAAACCACAUGACAUCUUUGAUUAAGAGAAGAUGAUAUUAUUUUACUAUUCAAUUGUGAUUAGUUGGCAUGCAGAUGUGGCUUUGCAAGAGAUUUGCUAAGUCAUGAAGAGCUGAGAAUCUGUAGCAAUGUGAACUAGAUACCCAAUGGAGGGUCAAAUAUUCAGCCCUGGAACCUGGGUAGUCUGGUUCAGGUGUAAAUUAAUUUUGCAGUGUUAAUGCAUUGCAAUUUUUUUUAAAAAAUGGCAGCUGUUUAAAAGCAAUUUUAGCUUAGAGGCCCUUUAGUUAAACAAAAUUUACACAGCAAUUAUUUUAGAACAGAUAGUGACAGCCAGGAAUCUAGUAUAUAUAUAUAUAUAUUAGACACCAAACCAACUUGCUUAAGUUUCACAUAUUAAAUGGAUUUUCCUGAAAGUUUUAUACUUGUAUUGAGUGUUAUGAUUCAGUCCGAUAUUGAUAUUUCAAGUAGGUCAUCAUCAAGGAAAUGAUAACAAGUUGUACUUGUCUUUAAAAUAAGUUCAAAAUUGUCUAUAAGUUUAGAUAAGAUUAGGUACUGUCUGUCGUUGAUGUAUAUACUAGUACAGCGUUUUCACUUAAGGGGCAACCAGCUAUAUCUUUAGUUAACCCUGUCAUCCUCAGAUUGGCCAAAGAGGAAUUUCUCAGUAAUGUCAGUAAGGGGAUAAUUUUUGACUUAGCACCAAAUUCCCAAAGAGAGAACAAUAAGAAAUGGAUGAAAGAGAGUGUAGAGGAUUUAAAUUUUGAUCUUGGGAGUGAAAGGGUUGAUCUUCUUCUUUUAACUAAAUGUUUUCAGUGUCUUUUCACUGCAAGUUUCAAAACUAUUUGACACAAGCGUAAUAAUUGUAGAGCUUCUAGCUUUGUGACAUCAAGAUGAAUACUGACCAUGUCUUUUUAUUUUAUUGGGACAGUUGCCUAGACCAACAGCCAGGAUUCUUCUUAGUCACUUUAAAUGGGAUAAAGAAAAGCUACUAGAGAGGUUCGUGAAAAUUCUCUUUUGUUUAUCUCUGAGAAACUGGGUAUAGUUGAAACUUUUUUAGUGCCAGGUAAAUCUACAUGUACAUAUAGGGAUUGAUACACCAUAUUCUAUACUUUAACCUGUAAUUCGUGUAGAUAUUUUGCGAGUUAUGAAGUUUUUUCUGAGCCCUGUAAAGGUGAAGAAAAAUACAUGCAAUGAGCAAAAUGUCUAACCAUAAGUUAUUUGUUAAACCAUCAAAUAAGGAUUUCUUUUUCUCUUAUUAUUUCAUUUACCAGUGUCUUGUGCUGUAGUUUUCAAGAAACAUCCUACAGCCUCAUCUGAGCUUCAUGUCAAUCACACAAGAUGUGCGCAAAAUAUGAAAACAAUUCUAACAAAUCAUUAGAGUGCUCUUUAGGACCAGUUAAAAAAUUAAGGGCACGUAAGAUUGUUGCUUAAAAUAGUCAAGCCUUAAAAAUGAAAAAAAAUCAAAGUUAGGAUUGUCCAGUGUGGCCAUUUUGUUACUCAGUUGUGCAAUGCCCAAAUGAAUGUUAUGAGGUAAUUCUUUAGGAAGCCUCAUUGAGGUGCCUAAAUCUCUACUUUUGAGGAGGAGAGUAGGUUUCAUUGCAAUAACUUUGACUGAGAAGUUUGUCAAGUACAGUUGUGGGACUUUUCAUUUGAGUGUUGUUAGUAGUAAUUCAGGAUUGUAUUGGUUUUGUUUUGCUUGGUUUAGUGAGGGGUCUAUUCUAAAAGGUCACACACAAAUCUGUAUGCGUAAGACAUUAUUUUGAAUUUUGUCUUACAGAAAGGAUACUAAGUAUUUAGUACUAAGAAUAAGUAUUUAUUAAAAAAAAAAAGAUACUCUACAAUAGCAUACAUAAAUAGAAGAUUAGACUUGUUGUUGCAUAUCAUGCAGCUUACUUUCUAAAAGAUUAAAACAUCACCCUCCGUGUCCUCAUCAUCAAAGUAUUUGUAGUAUCAGCAACAGAUGUAAAUAACAUGUACUAUUUUGUUUUAACACUUGUAGAUACUACAGUGGAGAUCAAGACAGGCUAUUCUCAGAGGCUCAUAUAGUUAGUCCAAGUAGAACAAACUCUAGACCUGUUUCAAGUAAAAGGGUUUGUAUUUACCACUGAUCAUCUCACACCGCUUGGCUACAGAAAUGGAAUGAUUGUGAUAUUUUUCUCAGUCUUUACAGGUGUUCAGUUAGUAAAACUUAGUGUAAUAGUUAAAUUAACAGUGUGAAUAGUAGCAGCGGAGCAAAAAAAGCGGAAGGUUUGGGUUGGGUUGCAUUAGGUUAUACUAAAUGAACAUCUGGAACAGGCUUUAUCUGUCUUAAACCUUAAAACUUUAAUAUCAGUAUGCAUCCUCUCCAUAUGGUUCUCUAUACAUUUCCCAAGGUGCUGACAAGGAGAAUUUGCUUAACAAUCAAGAGCUUCUUUAGUUGUUGAUCAUUUCUAUUUUCAUGACCUUAAUGUUUCAGUUAGUGGUGAUACUGUAAGGAGGAAUUAGAUGCAAGUUACUCUAAGGAGUGUAAGGGUUACACAUUUAGCUGCCAUGUUGAUGAUCAGGAAUGCAAUUAUACAUAUAUGUAUAUAUUUGUCUGUCUGAAUUUUUGGGAAUUUUUUAUUUUACGUGGGAGGUAGUAAAGGCUUGCAUGAGUUUUUGUUUCACUUAUCUGGGUGACUUUGUCUAAAGCAUGACAAGUAGAUCUCUCUAUGUUAGCUUAGGACAAUGUUAGCUCAAGCUUACAUUUUUUAGUGUGGUUUCCCACACUCUACAGGUGUCUUUUUUUAGGAGGAGGAUUAUAUUCUGAUUAAAAGAACAUCUGUGCAACAUGUAGUAUUGUAUUUUGUUGUCAAGUGAAAAUCUCAAUAAUUAAGCUCUAUGCUUGCCAAUUUUUUUGUUUGUAUGUUCCAUCAACUUCAUGAACCAGUCUGAUGUAGAUUUUAUGUUGUUAAUUGUGUUUCCCCACACUCGAGGCCACUUAUAUGUUUUGUGUCAUUGCUAUUUUUAACCUUAUUUUAUUGGCCACGACAUAUUUUAGUAUAACUUGGACAGAAGUAUUUAGUUGAUCUUGCCAAGUACUCAUGUUUUCAUAAUAAUUGUCUGUUCUUGAGUUUUGGUGAAAGUUAAAUAUGUUUGGUGAAUUUCAGGUUAACACCAGAUCCUCUUCUGCAUCAACUGAUGGAACUUGUGAAAUUUGCUUCAUAAACAAUCAUGUACCAGUAAGUACAGGAAAUUCUCACAAGCGGUAUUUUUUGUUAUAAUUAUUAUGUCGUUUACCAUGCAAGACACUUGUUUGAUUUGCAAAAAAAGAUAAAAACCUGGACGUUGAAUUUAACUAGUAAAUCCUAUGUUGCUGUAUGUGUGCCCAGUAAAAGAUCACUGACAACAUCAAAAAUGUAAAAUGAACUGAAUUUGUGGAUUUUGCGUUUGUCUUUAUGUAAUAAAUAGAUUCCAUGUGUCUGUUCUAUGAUAGAUUGCAGAUGACAUGAAAAUGUGCUAAGAAUAAAAAAGUGGUAAACAAGGCACAGGCAAUUGAGUCAAUGAUAUUCUACCCAAAUUUUGACUUCUUCUGUGAUCUAUAACUCUACAGACCCAUGAAAACAUGAAAUCUAUUUCUGGUACAUGAUAAAAAAGCAAAAUAUUGUUCAUGGUGACCUCUUCAAUGCAUCUGUACUGCCACAGAUCAUAAAGUAUAAACCAAUAAAAUUGUGUAUAUACAUGAAAUUCAGCUUAUCUUAUAAAGACUCUUCACUCCCAAAAUGACAACUUUCAUAAUUCCUCUGCUGACAUACUUCAAUUGCAUUCCAUAUAAAAAUGUCUUAACUGCUUACUCUUCUUCAGGCUUUCGUUGGUUUAGAAUGCAACCAUAGGUUUUGUCUUAGAUGUUGGAAGGAAUAUAUUACCACGAAAGUAAUGGAUGAACAUGUUGGGGAGGUAGGCAUCUUACUUUUAUCAGUAGUCUCUCACUAUUACUCUCCAGGUGACUUUCUUUACAUCGAGUCAAACUGUUAUUUUUCACUUAAUAGAACAUUUCCUGUCCAGCACACAAGUGUGACAUCUUAGUAGAUGAAGUAUUUGUAGGGUAAGUAUUUUUCUUAAACUACAGUGUAUGGUUUCGAUUGUAGAAUCAAUUAUAUGAUUAAUAAUGUAAAGGCCCUUUUGUGAUACUGGCCAAUUUGGUCUUUAACAAGAAACACCACCACAACAUUCUGGGGAUUGAACCUCCAUAACCUCUACAGUAAGGCAGCCACAAAAAAAACCUUAUCAAACCAUUCUGUGGUGUAAAGUGGGUAGGUUUUUUUUUUCAGAAACUGUGGUGCUGCGAUGGUGGGGGAGUAUAGCAAGAUAAUUUUGGUUUUAUCAACUGAGUUGAUAAUGUAAAUUGGUCACUGAGAGUUUCAAAGCUGGUGUUUUGGAAGUAGCCCUUCUUUGAAGCAAAAACCUGAGAAAGGGCAAAGGCUCAAAGUGUUGGCUUUGAAACUCUAUAAGGUGGCCAAUUUACAUUAUCAACCCAGUUGAUAAAAACCAAAAUUAUCUCAUUGUACAGUCUGCUAAAUUUGCAUAACUAUGUUUGUGUGCACAUUUUGAGUAGGAAAACUUCUGAUUUAUAGAAAAACAACAAUUACAGGGUUCACAUAUUGUAGAACCCCUGCAUAAUCAGACUCCCAAAGGAAAAUGAAAAAUUGGUUUAAUUUAGCAAAAAUAUGAUUCGAGGUAGCAGGGUUUUAAGUUAUCCUAAUUGAAAUUGAAUUGAAAUUAUCAAUAAGGAAUCUUGUGUUUACCAUUCUUGCACAAUCAAUAAGAACUUUUGUACAUUUAGUUUGUUUUAUGAGAGCUUCUCUUAAUAACAUAUAGUUUGAGAAGUUGAGCCUAAUGUAUUGUAUUAAACUUAAAUGUUUUCAUAUUCAUUUCAAUCACAAAAUAUUUCUUCGCAUUAACCUUCAAGGAACCCUCUCUGAUUCACUGUAGGGGGAGUUUUAUUAAAAUUAUUUUGCACUACAGUUGUACCAUUUUAACUGAUCUUUAUGAACCAUAACAAGUUAUAAGUACAGCCAGUAAGGCUUUGUGUUUCUUCAUAAUUUUUAAUUCUUUGUUCAAUGGCAGACAAGUGGUAAAAGACACUAAAGUAAAAGCACGAUACCACCACCUUAUAGCAAACAGCUUUGUUGAGGUAAGCUUUAGUCAGAAGGAAGGCUUUGUAGCUUUUGGCUCUGAAGGUGAUUCCUUAGAAACAAAGGUUGUCAAACCAUUUUUUUGAAACUCACCUCAAAUGUUCCUCACCAAUCUUUGUUUCAAGAAAUACUAAAAAUAAAUAUAAUAAAUGCAGUACUCAUUCAAGUGCAAAAGACCAUCUUACCUGUCUACCAUAUCCAUUGACUGCACAGUACUGGAUGUGCAGUGCAAUACCAAGGAAUUACCUGAACUGCUUGACAGCUACAGUUCCUCAGUUCCUUGUAUCACUCUUGUGAAGGGCUUUUUCAGAGCAGAAACUUAAGUUACUUACCAUGCACUUAUUGGAAAAAAAAACUGGACAUUUUCUUCUGAAAAUUAUUUGUUCCAAUUCAAAAGGCAGGAGUUUUAGUUAAAGGUUGGAGCAGUGUGUGGAAACAGGAGAUUCUCACCCCUCCCCCUUCCCCAACCCUUUAACUCCCCCCCCCACCCCCCAAUUGAGAAAAAUUCUAAUUCACAAGAUGAAUGAUAAGGUUAUUUUUUACAGACAAAAUUAUUGUUUUGUCUUGGUGGGUUUUUAGGAAGAGCACUAUUUAACUUCAAGUGAGAAAUUUUUCUUCUGAGAUUUUUAGGGUGGAAAACUAAGUCCAUUCACAAUUGUUCUCUUCUUUCUAGAGUAACAGACUGAUGAGUUGGUGUCCAGGGCCUGACUGUCAAAAUGCUGUGAAAGCUAAUUACCAUGAUGCUUUACCUGUGACAUGCUUGUGUGGUUACACAUUUUGGUAGAUCUGUCCACUUGCUUUAUUUGCUAGGAGUACUUUGCAAAUUGAGUGUUCAAUGUUUCAAAUACAAUUAAUUGUCUGCUCACUUGAUGGUAAUGUUAGACGUGUAUUUUGCUUCUACAGCUUUGGUUGUGGAGAACCUGUUCAUGAGCCCGUGCGAUGUGCAGUAAGUAACCAAACCAUGUUGUGUUCCUAUGUCUAUGAGUGUACAUAUUGCCCAUCCUCUAAGCUGUGUAUGCAGAUCAAUGUCAAUAUCUGGGCAACUAUGCAGUUGAAAAUUUUUUUUAAGUCUUGAUUACCAGAACUAAAGCUUGAGGUGUACCCUGUCAUAUCUGUGCUGAAAUUGGAAACUGAUAAUUAAUAACUAAUCUUAUUAUAAAGCUAGCAGUGUCUUUGGGCAAUGAAAGGAAUCCUGUGUUUUGAUUGGCUACCUGAGCAGGCAAGAGGGGUGCAUCUUGCCCGCUCAGGAUCGCCUACUUUGAUCCCAUGCAAGACUUGAAUUGCACGGAGCAGACUUAAAAACUAUUUAACUGGCCUCAUUCUUUUUUUGGCUUUUUAUGGAACUCAACUUCCUCUUAAUCAAUAAAAACACAAAAAAAAAUAACAGGGCAAAUAUCCAGGCAUGCAAUUCUGCAAAGUAUUGUUUUAAAACUGUCAUUUUAUGCCCCAGUGGCUCAAGAAAUGGAUAAAGAAAUGCAAUGAUGACAGUGAAACAUCAAACUGGAUAUCAGCAAAUACAAAGGUUUGUUGGUUUGUUGAUUAUUGGUGUUCUGCAAGCUCCAGGACUGGUGGUGAAUCUUGCAAUAAACCAUCAACUCCAACUUCUUUCAUAGGAAUGCCCAAAGUGUCAUGUGACAAUAGAGAAAAAUGGAGGUUGUAAUCACAUGGUUUGUCGCAACAACAACUGCAAGGUAACAGUCCAUGACUGUGUGAUUAUGAAGGUUGAAAGAGUUUCCUUGAUGUAUUAGACACAUUCUUACUUUUGGUUUUAUUACAAACUGUUAAAUGGUUUGAUCGUUUCCUCUCCAAUUUAAGGCUGACUUUUGUUGGAUGUGUCUGGGACCUUGGGAGCCACACGGAUCAAGUUGGUAAGUGUGUUGCUUUUUCUUCUGAUAUGAAGGACUUUAGUUAUGUUUGUGUUAUAAUUCAACUAUAUAUAUAUCCAGGGCCAGGUCGUUCAAAACUGGGUUAAGGUAACCAAGGGUUAGUGUAAAAUAUGAUUUCAGAUCUGAAAGCUUUAAAAGAAAAUUCAGUCGAAUUUUUUUUUGUCUAGAAUAUGAUUAUUUGAUGUUCUAAAACGAACACAGAAAAUUAUCCCAAAAAGGCUUUUGAAUAAAGGAAUGAAGAACUUAGAUUUAACCUCGGAUUGGCGCUAAUCAGCCUUCGAACAACUGGGCCAAGGUCAGCUUAUAUUAAAUUUGCUCUGCUUCAAUCUAUUUUCACCUCGGGAAGUGAAACUUCUUUUAUACCUCUUAGAGUGCAGCUUGAUCGCAUUCAUUUUGUUUUGAAAGAACUGAUGUAGAUUUGUGUUACUUGCCGCCUUCUUCAGGUACAGUUGUAAUCGUUACGAUGAAAAAGAUGCACAGGCGGCUAGAGAUGCCCAAGCUGUAAGUUUCUAUCGCAAGACUUAAGUUAAGAAAAACUGCUUUGUAUAGUUGAAGCAGAGUAUACUUUCUUGCACCGAACCAGCGUAGGCAUGAUAUCAGCUUAAAAUGCCAUUAAAAGGUUGUGGCAGUGGUAAAGAAAAUCCUCCUAGUCCUCUUGGAGUGGAAGAUUUAUAACCAUGUCUCUGGGUUUUUUUUCCUUUUUUUUUCAAUUCAUUGUAACAGAUUGAUCUGAUAUGAGGUCAUUGUGUUUACUUUCCGUGACUGCCGGUGAAAUAAAAAAAACAAACAAACAAAACCAAAACCAAAACCCAAAGAUACUAUUUUUUGUGGCUUUAACCCUGUGCAGCCCAACAUCAGUAUACAUUAUCUCCAUACUGUUCUCUAUACAUUCCAUAAGAUGCUGACAAAGAGAAACAAUCUAGAGCUUCUUGUGCUAGUGAUCAUUUCCUUUAUUUUUGUAACUUAACAUUUUGAUUCAGUGGUGAUACAGAGAAGUUAGUAGUUAGUCACUCUUAGGGUGUAAAGGGCCAAGGUGUUGUCUCCAUCUAUCCCUUAGUGUAGUCUUGAGUUAAGAAUCCAGAGUUGCAGUGUGGUUUUAAGUCUAGUUCAAUGACUUACCAUAUCUUAUUUUUCAGAAAUCACGGCAAGCCUUGGAACGCUACCUAUUUUACUGUAAUCGUUACAUGAACCAUGCACAAAGUGCCAAGUUUGAAACUAAGGUGAGAUUCAGAAAAAUUUCUUUUACUUCGUGGAUAAAAUGCGCAAUCAGUCAAUACAAUUCACCUGUAUAGUAAUAAUAAUUACAACUUAUCUUCUUCCUCGUCUGCAAUUUAGCCUAUUUGUAUUCUCUCUCGGCCGUUGUGUUUCAUCACACAACGCAUAUUACAUCGUAGCCUGCGAGCAGGUUCUCAUGACGCGUGUUUCCUGCCCACGGGGAUAUUUGAGACAAGUAGGGAAAAGGUUUGCCGGAGGUCUGGCACUAGACCCCUCGCUGGCUUGCGGUGCUCAAGGCCUUACAGGAAACGGUCCUGCCGAAGCGCUAAUACUUACAUCGCUCCAAGACAAAACACAUGACCAGACGAACGAUGGCCGCAAAGUAGCUGAAAAGUUUCUUUACAAAUCUUAGUGACUUUCACGUCUUGCUCUCAAUUAUUACACGACUUGUCAUGGAAGUUUUAGUUUUCUACUAGUACUAACAGUGAUUGCGUGAGGAGUAAAAAUUUAUUUAAGAAAAUAGAAAGCUACAACAAAAAGACACGGUAGCUACUUGUUAAGCUCAGUAUCCUUAAAACCCUUUUGUGCUUGUUAAUUGUUAGUUGUAUGCUCAAGUCAAGCAAAAAAUGGAAGAAAUGCAGCAACACAACAUGUCGUGGAUCGAGGUUUGUAGCAAUGUCACAUCAAAGUGUUGUGACCCAAGAUCAAUAGACUUUCGAUUUUAUUUCUUUAAUAUGUUUUACUAGCGUGGAACAGAGCAAACAAGGCGUGAAAUUGUUAAUUUGUGCCUUCUCUAUUUCACCGUGACUUGAAGUCUGCGAUCUCUCUCCUUUCAGGUUCAAUUUCUUCGUAAAGCCGUAGAUGUUCUGUGCUUGUGUAGAAACACUCUCAAAUACACUUACGUGUUCGCUUUCUACCUUAAGAAAAACAAUCAGUCAGUUAUCUUUGAGGUGAGUUCGUGUAAUUCGAAAUACUUGUUCAUUGUAGAACCGUUUUCAGAAUUGUUAUAUCUCUCAGUUAGUGCGUGCGAUUGGUCAAUUUAACGGGCUGUAUUUCACUGCACGCCACGCUAAAUUCACAAGUCUGUUGAACUGAAAUCUUCCCCCUCUAUUUGAACUUAGAGAUGUAUUGAUAUCUUACUAACCUCGUUUUUCGGUCCGUACUGUAUGUUACGGAAUCUCGGUUUUUAUCCGCUUUGGCCAUACAUCUGAGCGGAAAAACUCGGUCCAUAACUGACAGCACGGACCGCGAACUCGAUUAGCAAGAGGAAUUUUUGCUCUUUAGUACUUGAAAAUACUUAAUUUCUACUUUUUAUCGUGCAACCAUUUGCUCCUUUGACCAAAUGUUAUGUUGUGAUAUCUUUUUAUCCGUGUUGAAGCCCAUUUGGAUCGUAUUAAUUACCUACUAACAUAUGAUGAUCUGACCCUUUCAGAACUAGCAAAUUUUUCCGCUUAAAGGAGGUAAAUGGAGCAUUCCUCUUGUAGGAAAUAACUUUGGAACAUUUUCAAUUCAAACUUAUACAGGAUAACCAAAAAGAUCUAGAAAUGGCUACGGAGACACUGUCAGAGUACCUAGAGCGUGACAUAACUUCAGAGUGUUUAUCAGAUAUUAAACAAAAGGUUCAAGAUAAAUACAGGUACUUUUAUUUAAGAGCUGUACCUUAUUUUUUUUUUAUUUCAAAACGUGGACUCCCCUUUAAAAAAAAAAAAAAAGUCAAGACAAAAGUUGGGGGGGGUGCUCGUUUUUAGAGGGACAAAAGGCAGGUCUCCGUUUUCCAUCUGAAUUUCCGCCCAAGUUGAUGAACACCUCUGUACAGUAUGCAUUUCUUUGAUUGAAAACCUACGUUAUUCUAAUCACAAUUUACUACAUGGGCGGUUUUGUUAGAAACUUGAGUUUCAGAGGGGGUGCAUUGGAGAGGAGAGAAACUUGACUCGUUUUGACUCACUUCAAUGGUAGAAACAUUUAAAAUAUUCAGCUGUUUACGAAUCUUUCCUUCUUUACUUUGAGUCAGGGACAAACGAUAAUACUUCAUAGAAGAGGGCAACGAAUGGCCUCCAAUCUUUGAAGUGUGUCGGUCAGUAAGAAGAAAAUCUCAAUAUGUGGGAAAUAGAAACAUCAUACCAUAGAAAGUGUUUGAACGAUUACUAUGCACUCGUCGCGAUGCAUCAAAAAACUCACCCGUUCGUUUUUUCUUUUUUUGGUUUUUGUUUUUGUUUUCUUUUGAUGCAUCGCAGCAAUCGUAGCAAUAAUCUCUAUAUCCUGUGUUGAUGUUUCCAGGUACUGCGAGGCAAGACGAAAAGUCCUUUUAGACCAUGUUUAUGAAGGAUAUGAGACUGACAUAUGGGAAUACAUGGAUUACGACUAAACUUUUAGAUUCUUACAGAUGAAUAAUGUUACUAAACGCUAGGAUAUCAAAAUGGAGUUUACUGGAUCAGAUUGCUUGCUGUUAUAUAGUUUAAGUCGAAGUUCAUAUUUACAAAUGUUAUUAGAAAAUUACUUAGAAGUGUACAUAAAUCAAAACUUUUCCCUAAUUGUUUAUCUCUGUGACACGGUUUUUUCCUACGUUGUAAUCUGCUAGCGUGAUCGCCACUUCUUCAAUAACCCGCUUUGUGAGGUCCAGAUUUUCUAUUUUUUUCCCCCUGUAAUGAACGUGUUAUAUAGGUUACAAGCGACUGAGAGAUACGCCAAAGCACAAAAAGAAAGCUGUGAUACGACACAAAGCAGCGAGCUAAGGUAGCUCUCAUCGUAUCGCUGCGAGUUUGGUAAUGUAAAAUUUGCUUCAGCAUGUAGGACUUAAUGAAAGUUUUAUGGAGAUUUUGAGGCGGGGAGAUCAUUUACGGUCAUUAUGAAGGUCAACGAACUUUUUUUGUUGCCGAUUCACUGUUGUACAACUUAAAUGAUGUAUAAUGUCGCUUAACAAUUCGUAAUUUGAGGUGUGGCUCAUUUUAAAUACGUCAGCAUUGGUGCACUUCAAGACGUAUUGAUUGCAGUGAACUAGCAAAGAGGUAUCAUUUACUAAGGAAGAUUUUAGCAAGGUGAUAAUUGCUGCAGUUGUAAGGAAAUAUCCUAAACUUCUGUCAAUUUUAAGACCCCGUUCUCGGUACAAAAAGGACAGCGUACGUUUAUGUGCUGUGUCUCAGACUAGGUUGUGAACAUGUUUUCCUUCAUUUCAACUUAUCUUCUGUUGACUUGAUGUGUGUUUCUACAUUUCUUUUUAUCUUACUUUUGAAAAUGCUGUUACUUGUAAAUAAACACAAUUAUUAAAUGCUUGUCUCUC
Messenger RNA from Pocillopora meandrina, 12492 nucleotides. The record is from the annotation of a GenBank genome assembly. Lineage: Eukaryota; Metazoa; Cnidaria; Anthozoa; Scleractinia; Pocilloporidae.